CAUCAUCAUGACCCCUAGGUUUCCCAUACAGAUGAUGGUAAAUGGUGAACGGUCUGUGCUUUGACACUGAGUCUUCACACAUUCUCACAGUAGAGCUGGUUGAGUCACUGCGGCUGCGUCUAACUCUCAUGACAACAUACAGCAGUGAUGUUUGAGCAGCGGGACAGAAAGCGGUCCUGCCUGGAGGUAAUUUCAUGUAAAUGCAGAGGUUGGUCCAGCGUUUCUCAGGGGGAUCCGGACUUUACUCUGUGCAGUAGGACACAUCAAGCACGCUGCAGCAGAGCUAUUACCAAAUCACAGGAAAGGGCGGUAGGACGCAACGGGCACAGCGUUUGCACAAGUGGUUGAAGGGAGGAGUUUGCGCUGAAACCCCUGUCCUCCACAGAGCCUGAGCAGGAAGUGUCCGCUUUGAACGGGCUCCAGCUGCCACACCGCUGGCGAUGAGAGCGUAGCUGUGCCAGUUUACCUGAAACUGAGCGUGUUUCACCCACUGCCACAAACAGGGUGUGAACGCAUCUCAUGCAGGAGAUGAGUCAAAGCGCCCCGGGGGCGGGGCUGCUCUCUGCUUUAAGAAGGGCCGAGCACAGGAGGCCGAGGCCGAGGCCGAGGCCGGCGCGUCCAGGCGAUUGCACCCUUUUGACCCGGAGUCCACCCAGGCGCGAUGCCACUGUCAGCAUCACAAGCCUUCCUCCUCCUCCUCCUCAGCUCCAUCCUCAGCCUGCUUUACCACAGCCUACUCGACAAGACGCCGGAGCCGGCGGCUCCUCACAGAACCAUCCGGGUCCUGCUGUGGCACUGGCCCUUCGGCCGCAGCUACAGCCUGGACGGAGACAAAUGCCUGGAAAUGUACAACAUCAGCGGCUGUGUUCUCACCGACAACACCUCCCUCUUCUCCACUGCUGACGCGGUCGUCUUCCACCACCACGAGUUAAGCAAAGGCCUGGCGUCGCUGCCGGUGCACCUGCAUCGCCCGCUGUCCCAGCACUGGGUGUGGAUGUCCCUGGAGCCUCCAGACAACAGCGCGAACCUCGAGGGGUUAAACGGCCUCUUCAACUGGACAAUGAGCUACAGGCGUGACGCAGACAUACCCAUCCCGUACGGAGAGACGGUGCCCGGAGGAGCGGCGCAGCCCAUGCACGCUGCUCCCAACCGCUCCUGCCUCGUCAGCUGGGUCAUCAGCAAGUACAGGCCUCAGCAAAGCAGGGCCCGCGUGUACCAGGACCUGAAGAAGCACAUCGGCAUAGAGGUGUACGGGCGGUGGAACAACAAACCGCUGUCACGCAGGAAGCUGCUGCCCACUAUUGCAAAGUGUCUGUUCUACUUGUCUUUUGAAAACUCGGAGGUGAAGGAUUACAUCAGCGAGAAGCUCUGGAGGAAUGCGUUUCAAGCAGGAGUGGUCCCGGUGGUUCUGGGGCCCAGCAGAGCCACCUACGAGGCCCUGGCCCCCCCCCACUCCUUCAUCCACGUGUCCGACUUCAGCAGCGCAGCGGCGCUGGCCGCGCACCUGCAGCGCGUGGCUGCAGACGGUGGAGCCUACGACGCGUACCUGCAGUGGCACCGGACCCACAGGGUCAGAACCUCCACGGACUGGAGGGAAAGGCUGUGUCAGAUCUGUGUCAGGUAUACCAGGCUCCCGGCCAGACGGGUCUACCACGACCUGGAGGCUUGGGUCAACAUGUAACAUCACAUAGCUGGGUUUGAAGGCAGGAGAAAAACUCAAAGUAGAAGUGAAAAUAAACGCUGUGGUGCAAAAAAGCAGAAGUGGAACCUGAAAUGUUUUCAUAAUUAAGCCUGUUGAUCUUCACACUGACAGCACAAAGCUGGAUCUGUUUGUAGCACUGUGUAAAGAUGUGUAUUAAAGCUGCCUCCUCCAAUGGAGUCCCUCCACUAGGCCGUCAGUGUGUGGUUGCAGCUGUUCAGCUGUUACUCUGCUCUGCAGUUACUGGUGUUUUACCUGACGUCAUGAAUGGUUCAACUUGUCCAACGCUGUGUUGUGUUGCCAGCAGAUGGCCUCAUUUACCAUCAUUCAACUCCAUAUUCAGACCAAUAAGAAUGCCUUUAUUAGUCCCACAGUGGGCAAAUUGCACCUUACAACCUCUACUAUUAUAUUCAUAAAACAAUAAAGAGGAACUGAACAUGAACAUGUUCAAGGUGCUUAGAGGUUAU
Molecule: messenger RNA, 2166 nt
Organism: Betta splendens (Siamese fighting fish)
Lineage: Eukaryota; Metazoa; Chordata; Actinopteri; Anabantiformes; Osphronemidae
Product: fucosyltransferase 7
Exons: 2
Coding region: 662-1681 (339 amino acids)
Cellular component (GO): membrane
Molecular function (GO): alpha-(1->3)-fucosyltransferase activity
Source: RefSeq, a predicted model, not a curated record